UUUGGCUCAGGAGUCCAAGUUCCAACUUCGAACCUCUAUUUAACACACCAAAUUUCUCAUUGGCUCAGAGUAUCUCUGCUUGCACACCUGAUUCCUCUAGGACCACCACCUCCUGCACCAUUGGUUGCUCCCAUCACCACCACCUCCAUAGGCGUUUUUAAUAGAACUCCGAUAUCUGUCAAUCUACGCAAAACGGAUAAAAAUAAUGAAGAUCUUCAAUUGGGUGCAAAAUAAGCUUCAGGGGAGGAAACAGGGGAGCAAGAAACAAAGUGGGGUCUCAGCUAACCAUCAAAAUUUUCAAGAACCUUACAAGCCCAAAGAAGAAUUCAGUGACUGGCCUCAUGGGUUGCUGGCAAUUGGUACAUUCGGAAAUAAUGAUCUAAAACAAGAGCCAGAGAUGUGUGACCCUCCAGAGGAUCCAUCUUCAUCGCAAGACUUGCUAGGUUUUACACCUGAAGAAGUUGGCAAGUUAGAGAAAGAAUUAACCAAGCUACUGUCACGUAACCCAGUUCCUACUGGAGCUGAAUCAACAGAAGGAGAAGCCACCCAUCUCCCGUUAGACAAAUUCCUAAACUGCCCAUCAAGUUUGGAGGUCGAUCGGACGAUUUGUCAAAGGUUUUGCCAUGAUUUGGAUGACAGAGAUGAUGAUCAUCCGGGAUGCAGUAGCAGUGUUGUGAGUAAAGGCAAAGACGUAAAUUUGGAAGGUAACACUGCAAUCCGAAGAAGAUCGAUAUCAUUUCUUCUUAAGAAGAUCUUUGUUUGUAGAAGUGGUUUUACACCAAUUCCCAGUUUAAGAGAUCAGCUUCMAGAAUCGAAGAUGGAGAAGCUUCUAAAGGAUAUGCUUCACAAAAGGAUAUACCCACGAAGUUCAAGUACAUCAUCAACCAAAAAAUACCUAGAAAACAGACAAAUGCUCAAAACAGGGAAUGAAGAUGAUGGAUGUAAAUGGGUCAAGACAGAUUCCGAGUAUAUUGUCCUGGAGAUGUAAAAUUGCCUCCGUUUUUGUCUAGUUAGGAAAGCAAAGUUAUACAUGUAACCUUGCAGAUUCCAUACUUACACGGUAACUGAUUCAAAAGGCUCUCCGUGGAUUGAAAAUCACACGCAUCGCGAAUAAAGAUGAAUGGUGAAUACACGUGCAAUAUGUGGUCGAUAUGUUUAGACAUGUUUGACGGUUGAUAUAUUUCUCAAUUUUUUCUGGUCCUAGUAAUAGCUUUCAACAACAACAACAACCAGGAAAAAAAAAAAAUCCUAGCAAUAGCUGGUUGGUUACUAUAUUAUUUUCGCCGAAUCUUUAUGGUGGCUCAACGAAUACUGAAUUGAACAUAUAUAUUUUUCCUUUUCCUUUUUUUUCCCUCUAUUU
Molecule: messenger RNA, 1360 nt
Organism: Nelumbo nucifera (sacred lotus)
Lineage: Eukaryota; Viridiplantae; Streptophyta; Magnoliopsida; Proteales; Nelumbonaceae
Product: protein NEGATIVE GRAVITROPIC RESPONSE OF ROOTS-like
Biological process (GO): gravitropism; regulation of growth
Source: RefSeq, a predicted model, not a curated record